AAUUUUGAUUACGUAAACUGUCAAGUUAAAUGGAUAAACUAACAUUUUUUAAUGCCAUUUUAACGAUUAUCUAUUAAAAUAAUAUAAUUUAAAAACAAAGGUGUUGCGCGAAUGUUUUUCUUUGUGCAUUUUACUUAGUAAAUCGUUUUUACUACCGGUUAGUAUAUUUGCAAACUGAUUUUUUAUGCAACAUGGCAUCCAGGGUAGGCAGGUUUUACGGCGCUGGUCUUUUGAAGUCUAAUAAUGGAGUUAUAGGUCAGAUAUGCAAAUUUGCUACUGCCCAAGAAAAGUCCAGUGGGAGAAAAAAGAUAUUAUCCACAUUAGGAGUAAUAACAGGUGGUUUGGGGGCUCUAUUAUUUUCACUUGAUCAAUCUGUUAAGGCCUCAGACUUAGAAUUGCAUCCCCCUAAAAAUCCUUGGAGCCAUAAAGGUUUAUUUAAUGCCUUAGAUCACCAAAGUAUUCGUCGUGGUUAUGAAGUAUACAAACAAGUGUGUGCAGCUUGCCAUUCUUUAAAAUAUGUGGCAUAUCGUGACCUGGUAGGUGUAACUCACACCGAAGAAGAGGCAAAAGCUGAAGCAGAACAAGUUCAAGUUACAGAUGGUCCAGAUGACCAAGGUAACAUGUUCCAAAGGCCGGGAAAGCUUUCUGACUACAUGCCAAGUCCUUAUCCAAAUCCAGAGGCUGCCAGAGCUGCUAACAAUGGUGCUUUUCCUCCUGAUCUAAGCUACAUCGUUGGAGCACGUCAUGGGGGUGAAGAUUAUAUUUUCGCUCUGUUGACGGGCUACACCGAAGCUCCGGCCGGUGUAAAUCUUCGCGAAGGUCAAUAUUAUAAUCCCUAUUUUCCCGGUGGAGCUUUAGCCAUGGGUCAGUUACUUUUUAAUGAAUCUGCGGAGUAUGAAGACGGUACUCCUCCAACUGCCAGUCAGCUGGCAAAAGACAUAUGUACGUUCCUAAAAUGGACCGCUGAACCGGAGCAUGACGAUAGGAAAAGAAUGAUUAUCAAGAUGUUGGGUAUAUUCUCCCUUCUAUUUGUCACCAGUUACUACUAUAAACGGCACAAGUGGAUGACAAUUAAAACUCGUAAGAUAGAGUACAGACCAAAAAAUUAAAACAAUGGGACAACUAUUGUCAGUAGCCAAUUCACUCCGAAUAUUAGCUUGAUGUGUACCGCGUUUUCUGUUGAGUAGAGGAGUCAUCUACACAUGGAGAAAAGCAGAUCCGUUGUAAGACUUGUUUUCUUCCUCCUAUGUACAUAAUUUCAGCAGAUUUUACAGUCAUUUUAAUUUUAUUUAUGUGUUUAUUAAUUAAGAGCCCCCUCGUUAUCAAUAAAUCUUGCGACGUUAACGUUUCGCUAUUUCAAAUGUGAUUUUGGUAAACUGAUUAUAUACUUAAAUAAACUGAAAUAAAUAAAACGUUCAGAAA
Messenger RNA from Agrilus planipennis (emerald ash borer), 1422 nucleotides. RefSeq names its product cytochrome c1, heme protein, mitochondrial (gene Cyt-c1). Lineage: Eukaryota; Metazoa; Arthropoda; Insecta; Coleoptera; Buprestidae. Gene Ontology annotation, molecular function: heme binding; electron transfer activity. The record is from RefSeq and is a predicted model, not a curated record. Bases 192 to 1109 code for a protein of 305 amino acids. The transcript has 5 exons. Gene Ontology annotation, biological process: mitochondrial electron transport, ubiquinol to cytochrome c.